AUGCGCCACAACUCACGUGACCAACCUCUGCUUCACAACAGGGAUGUACUCUAUAAACUGGGUUGUAUGACUUUACUCGAGAAGAAAAUCGAUUUCAUUAACCGUGUUUGGAUCUGUUUUACAAAAUGACAGUUUGUGUGUUUUUUGGCUGUACGUUCAUCGCAUUCGGUCCUGCGAUUUCAUUAUUCAUAUUUACUGUGGCCAGAGAUCCCUUGAGGGUUAUUUUUCUUAUUGCUGGGGCCUUUUUCUGGUUGGUCUCCUUGCUGCUCUCCUCUUUGGUGUGGUUCAUCGCAGUACAAAUCAGCAAUAAAGAAAAUGCCUCUCUCCAAAAGGGUCUUCUUAUAUUUGGAGUCGUGUUGUCAGUGUUCUUGCAGGAAGCCUUCCGUUUUGGCUAUUACAAACUGCUGAAGAAGGCUAACGAAGGCCUAAUGGCUUUGAACCAAGAUGACACAAUGCCAAUUUCAAUUCGGCAACUUGCAUAUGUCUCUGGCUUGGGUUUCGGUUUUAUGAGUGGAGCAUUUUCAGUUGUCAACAUCUUAGCAGAUUCUCUUGGCCCCGGCACAGUGGGAAUUUAUGGCGAUCCUCCACAUUACUUUGUAUCUUCAGCCUUCAUGACAAUGGCCAUAAUAUUACUCCACAUGUUCUGGGGAGUUGUAUUUUUUGAUGCCUGUGAAAAGAAGCAGUGGUUGUCACUGGCUGUGGUGGUUUGCACGCACCUUCUUGUGUCCUGUUUGACUUUCCUGAAUCCACAAUACGAAGGCAGCCUCAUCCCAGCCUACGUCAUUGCGUUUGUGAUGGGAGCCUGGGCAUUCUUCAUUUCGGGGGGAUCACUUCGCAAUUUACGGCUCUGCUUGACAUGCAAAGAUAAAGACUUCUUACUGGCAAAUCACCGCCCGAGAUAACAAUUUGAGAAAAUGGCAUUCAAAAUAAACCAACAGGAACUGGUUACGCUGCAGUGACAGCCAUUUUACUUGCAUAACAGGUUAUUUUUUCUCACCUGUUGCUGCUUUGCUUUUUGUGGCAAUAUUCAAAAAUAUUUCAUUUUUCUUCAGCUACAUGUGGGAGCAACAUCUAAAAAAAGAAAACGAGCCAUUUUUAACAAAGCCUAAAUGAAUGAGCAAGCAAGUAGUACCAGCCAUAGGACGGAAUCGACUAGACCUCUCCUUUCUGGUGGAUAAACAACAUUCCUUUA
Molecule: messenger RNA, 1192 nt
Organism: Polypterus senegalus (gray bichir)
Lineage: Eukaryota; Metazoa; Chordata; Cladistia; Polypteriformes; Polypteridae
Gene: aph1b
Product: APH1B gamma secretase subunit
Exons: 6
Coding region: 126-902 (258 amino acids)
Biological process (GO): Notch signaling pathway; protein processing; Notch receptor processing
Cellular component (GO): endoplasmic reticulum; gamma-secretase complex; membrane
Molecular function (GO): protein-macromolecule adaptor activity
Source: RefSeq, a predicted model, not a curated record